This is a messenger RNA of Marchantia polymorpha subsp. ruderalis, 2773 nucleotides long. The record is from the annotation of a GenBank genome assembly. Lineage: Eukaryota; Viridiplantae; Streptophyta; Marchantiopsida; Marchantiales; Marchantiaceae.
CGGGAUCUUGAGGAAUGUUCUGACGGAAGUAGUUAAGCCUGGCUUCACAUGUCUGGCAACGCAACUUCUCUGCAGUUAUAUAGUACUCUAUAAUCUUUUAUGCUACUGCUCGGGAGGUUCAUGACGAGCCAGUCUGUACCUUGACAUCUCUGCUCACCUAGGAGCUCUAUACGGUCCAGAGGUAUAUCAUCUUGUGAAAGAAAGUGCAGCAAUGGCGACUUACGUGAAAGGAGCAUCUCAGGCCAGUUUGGCACUACAAGUGCUGAUGGGCCUCGCCUUCAUAUGGUGGUGGAUGUUCUGGUUCCUUCAGCCAAUUGAGACGGCCAGGAAUUGGAUCCGUAAGGCGGAUGAGCAUAUCUCGCAAAAGUUUCUCGGAACAAGAGGUUCUACUUGGCUUCUGCAAGUAUUCCCCUUCAUGGUGAUUGCCUUCCUCAGCUAUUUUGCUAUAGCACUUAAGAGGAAAAUCAAACCUGCAGUGAGAAACGAUUCGGCAGACCAGAAACCAAAGUUGAAUAUAUGGUCGCAACCUGUAAUUCUGAAAAGCCCGUUGGGAAUGCUCACCCUUGCCGACAUAAUCUUUCUCUUUGUAAAUAUUUUUCUCAUCGCUUUCUACUUCAUCAAGAUGUCCGUGGACAGAAGCAAUCGUAUCGACAAUACAAAACAAAAGAAGGGAGCACAUAGCCGAGGCCAACAGAAAAUGGAGUCCAUCGGCGUAUAUCUCGGCAAGGCAGCAUUAAUUCCUUUCGCUCUUCUCUGGAUACCAGUAUCCAGAGGAUCACCAUUUCUGCGCGUCACCGGUGUUCCAUUCGAGCGAGCUGUUAAAUACCAUACAUGGCUUGGCCUGAUGUGUGUGUGGAUACUUAUUGCUCAUGGAAUUGUGUUCUUUGCGUAUUUCCCUUUAAUACAUCACACCUCAGAGCUUUGGAUGUGGCAGCACAAGGGAAUUGCUUUCUUUCCAGGAAUUAUAGCCCUUGGAGCAGGAGUUUUGAUGCUCGUCACAGCAUUCGAAAGAGUACGACGGAAUCAUUUCAAUCUCUUCUUCCUCACGCACCACCUUUACUUCGUGUUUCUGCUCUUCUUCCUCUUCCACUGCGUCUCACAGAUGGUCUACGUCGUUACCCCAAUCUUGCUCUUCUUCCUCGAUCGAUUUAUCCGAAUGGUGCAAUCUCAAAAAUCUGUUGACAUUUUGUCAACUAAAGUACUACCCUCCGGUGCCAUCGAGCUGAAAUUCGCCAAGCCAGACAAUCUAGAAUACAACGCUCUGAGUUUCAUGUACGUACUAGUUCCUGGCAUCUCCAAGUACGAAUGGCAUCCAUUCAGCGUAGCAUCUAGCCCACUUGACGAGACGAACCAGAUCUGCAUAUACAUCAAACCCCUGGGAAGCUACACGAAGGACAUCCACGAUGCCCUUAUAGACACCAAACACCAUAAGGAGGCAGGAAAGCUGAAAUGCCCAUUCGGAUUCAAACUCAAUUUGGAAGGACCCUACGGUGACGAGUCGAACUUUUAUCUGAAGUACAAUUCUCUGGUUCUGGUAGCAGGUGGUAUUGGUGUGACCCCAUUCCUUGCAAUUCUUCGAGACAUCCUCCACCGACACAAGCUGCGUCAAGAUCAUUUACCCACCUCCAUUCAGCUGGUUUUCUGUGUUCGAAAUGAAAAGGAUGUGUGUCUUCUGGACACGAUCAAACCCAGCGAGAUUCUUGCGGAUUACCAGGACCACGUAGACAUAAAGGUUCAUGUAUAUGUUACGUCCAGAGUGGAAAUUAGUAAAGAUGAAGAGAUGAAUUACUCGGAGGCCGUUGUACCUUACCAGCACUAUAGCUACACCCACAUGAACGAGGCUCCGAAGCAGUACAUUGGGCCCCCACUUGAAGUAGUCCGACAGAUGUCUAUUUUGGCAGGGACAGGAGACGACAAAUGGGUUGCAGCCACAUUCUUUGCAACUAUGUUAGGAUACAUUGUGAUAUUCGGAAUCAUCAAUGUCACUGGUACCUAUGCAAAGCUCACAAACUACAACCGGGCAAUGCUUUAUUGCAUUGUCCUGCUCCUUUCAGUGGUCGGGUGCGGAGGUGCAGUUUUGAUGAUAUGGGCUCACACUCAAAAGAGGAAAUCAUCCAAAACCCACACACAAGAGCUGGCCAACUCCUUCCCGCCUUCUCCCGUAAAAGAGCACAAGCCGAGUGGUGGAGACAUUGAGCUCCGAGCCUCUCAGCACACUUCAUGGGAGGGACAAGUAACUUUGGGCCAAAGACCGAGCUGGAAAGUGUUAUUUGGCGACAUGGCGAAGCAGUAUGAAGGGAAGAACGUAGGUGUCUUGGUUUCUGGUGCCUCUAAGAUGCAGGCAGAUGUUGCAGCCGAAUGCAAGCAUCACUCCAACUUGAACAACUCAAAUGUUGCUUUCCAUUACCACUCAGUCAGUUUUGAGCUGUAAGAACUUUGUACGCCUAGGCCUCGGUUUUUUGAGAGAAAAUCCAAACAUGGAUAUGAAUUAUGAAUAAAUUUUCUUCAAGGCAGUAGUUGCAACAUCCCUACUGGAAGAAGAAAAAAUUGUGGAAGUAUUAGGCUCCAUACUGGCAAGUGCAGCAACUCUGCAACAAAGGUCAUUGCAGCAAGUCUCGAGAUGAGAAGCACAUCAAUACAACUCUCUAGUCCCAAUCUUCCAGUUUCUACUCCUGAUUACGCAAUAAUAAGUGAGCAUGAUUGGGGAAGAAUGAGUUGCAUUUUUGUAGAAGCAAUGUAUAUAAAGGCUUAUACAUCAAUAAAUCAAAUUCUC